Messenger RNA from Colletotrichum siamense, 3063 nucleotides. RefSeq lists its product as uncharacterized. The transcript is spliced from 3 exons. Bases 1 to 3063 code for a protein of 1020 amino acids. The record is from RefSeq and is a predicted model, not a curated record. Lineage: Eukaryota; Fungi; Ascomycota; Sordariomycetes; Glomerellales; Glomerellaceae.
AUGGGCCCCCCGCCAGAAGAGGGCAAGGCCCAGGUCCCUCACGACGAACAAUCGAAAGGCAACGACGAAAGUAACCGCAAUGGCUCACCCGAUGCGACAGAUAUCAGCCCUGAAGCUGAAGAUGCUGGCCCGGACCUCUCUGUUUUCGACCCAGAAUUCGUGAGCUUUGAACCACAGCAUCCGGAAAUUGGCCAAUCCGAGUCGGCCCAAAGUCCGAAGACAAAACUCGAAGAGCAAUAUCGAAGACCACGCUUUGAGGACAUUGUUCCUCACUGUUCCGACAACGGAACUAUAGCCACAUCUCAAGCAUUCAAUGCCAGCACACCUAGUGAAACAGCCGUCAAGGACGAGGAUUCUUCCAAUGAAGAGGGCUCAUCCAGCACUCACUAUGAAGACCCUGACGGAAACGAAGACCCUUCAAAGACUGUACAGCGAAUGAUGGUCGACAGUGUCAUGACAUCCUUCAUGGACUGGCUUGAUGUCAAGCUGAAGGUGAAAGGAGAGGAGGAGAAGGAAGAUCUUUCAAGUCUUCCUUUACUGGGGACACCUCAACCCAUGACCGAGGGCCUGAAAUCAACCCUAAUUCCUCGAUUCACAGCUCCAAUGCCAGUCCCAACGGGAUUCGCUCCAUUAAAACCCUUGACUGGUGCCUUUGGCUCUGGUCAAACUUCAGGCACGGAUAAGGCAGCAGAAAGCUACACUAUCAUACAUGAGAAGCAAAGCAGUAUUGAACGUCCGGAGCUUUCGAAAAAGGAAGAAAGAGCAGAAGACGUCGAGAGGAAAAGAGCGAAGCUGGGAGGGCUCAGAGCGACCAGAGAAGGCCUGAGAAGUGACAGAGAAACCCACAAAGAGUCUCUCGUUCAGUCUCUGGUCGGUACCUCGUCGACUGCAACAUCGAACUUAGCUUCAUCCCGGGAUGAGCCCAGGAAACUCAGACGUUCGUCAAGACCAGUGGACACACAGUCUGCGCUGAGAACCCUUUCUUUGUCGGAGGAACCUGCUGAAGAUGAGCGGGACAGCACGAUGCCAGUGCUGGCGUCGCCUCCUCCACCACCCGCUCCCAAGGCGAAGUCUUUCUCGUUCUCAAAUUUAUUGAAGAGAAGCAAGAAGAAGAGUGCGGAAGAAAGAGAGGAAGAGAAGAGAGGAUCAGGUCUCGAAAAAGCGGAAGAGGAAGACGAGGACGAGGACGAUGAGGAGGUCCUCUCUGGAGAAGCCGCCGCAUCCGAGGCGGCAACUAGCCGAGGGGGUGAAGCCGUGGAAGAGCUCAUGGCAUACCCGCCGACGGUAUUGGACCUCGACUUUGAACCCAGUGAAAGUCCGCCGUCUGUAGGGGGGCCACCCCCCAUGCCUGCUGCUUCAACAAGCUACGAGGUAGUAGAAGAGGAUCUACCUCCUUCAAAUAAGUCCCCAAAGGCACCAGUACAACAAAGGAGAAGCUCUGCAAAGCUCAGGAAUGAGAGACGGCUCAAAUUGCCCUCGCUGGUCUCUGAUGUCGACUCACCGGCGCCAGCCAGUAAGGUGGCAGCCGAAGAAGAGGAUGAGCGGAUACGUGAGCGGUUACGCACAAGGUUCGAGCGCGGAGGUUCAGCAUCGUUGCCGAGUUCAGGGAGAAGAUCUGGGGCUUCAUCGAGGAGGAGCGAAUCAUCGGCCCAAGAGCCUCCAGGUGGAGUUGCACUACGAGCAUCGGCACAAAUGCACCACCCAUUAGCCAUGCCAUAUAGUGACAUGCGAUCCGAGGACGAUGCGGUAUUUUAUCAGUUGACCGAGGACAUUCCAGUCGAUAACAAUGUAGCACAAAGACCACGUUCCGAUCACCACUUCAGUCGAUCGUGCGCGGUGGAUCAUUCAGCAAGAAGAAGAUUGCAAUUGGGGACAGCCGCGACCAACCACACACAAGAGCCAAAGAGUCGCAAGAGGAGAUCUUUGGCAUCAAAGCGCAGCAGAUUGGAUGACAAGGACAACGGAAACGAAGACGAAGAAGGAAAGGAUGGUGAUGGAAAUGGGAAUCGUCCGCCUCGCGCCAAGCUUCCCAAGGUUCAGGAGGACGAAGUCAGCGGUGCGAAGCUAGCUUGUCCGUUCUUCAAGCACAACCCACGCAAGUAUAAGAACCAGCGUCCCUGCUGUGGCCCGGGGUGGGAUCACGUUCAUCGCAUCAAGGAGCAUAUAUACCGAAAGCACUCACUCCCCAAGUUCUCAUGCCCGCGUUGCUCUCAGCCGUUUGAGACUCAAUCGGACCUGCAAGCCCAUGCUCGCUUGCCUACUCCAUGCCAAGUCAAGGAACCGGAGGUCUUGGACGGCAUCACCCAAGACCAAGAAAAGAAGCUUCGGUCGCGGAAGAAGACCAGCGGUAAAGAGCUCACCGAAGCCGAGAAGUGGGCCCAGGUCUACAGCAUUCUCUUCCCAGACGUCAGAGAGCGAGAGAUUCCGUCCCCAUACUACAACACAGAGGACGCCCAGACGAAUCUUGGCGGAUACGAGGACUACCUCCGUCGCGAACUCCCUACGCAGGUCCGCCGGCAGCUCGAAAAAGAAGUCGAGCAGCAGCUCAGCUUCGUCGAGGAAGGAAUGAAGCAAAAGGUCAUUGAGAUCGCGCGCAACUUGCAACUCUCACUGUUCAAGAGCUACCAGCAGAUCGAGACUCAAGAGAGAGACACCGAAGGGCCGUCACCAAGCGACGGCUACAUUUCGAAUUCUGACUUCGUCUCGUUCACCGCGACGGAUACGUCGCCGUCGACGAUGACCACUGCCGGCACGACACCGGAGAUGCCAGACCCAUUGGAGAUUUUCGGCGGUGACCCCGCGAUCCCGGAUUUCAACUUCGACUUCUUGUCCCAGGUCCCGUCCGCAGAGUCGCAAGGGCCCGAGAAGGCCUGUCAAUCGACGUUUGGGAUAGAUCCAUAUGCUACGUCGGAACCACCCACGAUUCAACCGGGCAUGGACAUGUUCGGAGGUCAGCAGUUCGGUAUGGCUUAUCACGAUAUGGAGGGUUAUGACGAGAGGCAGGGCACAGUCCGAAACAUGAGCGUGCUCAGCUAUGCGCCCUGGGGUUCAAGCAAUGAGUAA